Microplitis mediator is the source of this 3236-nucleotide messenger RNA. RefSeq names its product nibrin-like. Gene Ontology annotation, biological process: mitotic G2 DNA damage checkpoint signaling; double-strand break repair via homologous recombination. The record is from RefSeq and is a predicted model, not a curated record. Gene Ontology annotation, molecular function: protein binding; damaged DNA binding. Bases 95 to 3025 code for a protein of 976 amino acids. Gene Ontology annotation, cellular component: Mre11 complex. NCBI's taxonomy places the organism in Eukaryota, Metazoa, Arthropoda, Insecta, Hymenoptera, Braconidae. The transcript has 2 exons.
UAACCUCUAAAAUACUAAAAGCUACAAGCCGCAAAAAAAUUGUUGUUUGGUUUAAAAAAAAACUAAAAGUUUUGAUAAUUAAAAUAAAAAAAAAAUGUGGUCACUAGAGCAUCCGGUUGGAUAUAUAAUGCACUUACCAUUAAGUAAAAAAGAAUUGAAAAUUGGUAGAAAUUCAAAUUCCACUUUGUGUAUAGCAGCUGACCGAUCAAUAAGUAAACAUCACGCUAAAAUACUUGUUUAUCCAAAUAAUAAAAUAGAAAAUAAUAAUUUUGAAGUCAGUAAUAACAGAAAUUCAAUAUGUGAAAUAAUAGACUAUGGUUCAAAAUAUCAUACAUAUAUUAUAAGAAAUACCCAUAUAAAAUUAGAACCAGGAAAAUCUUAUCAACUGGAACCAGGUGAUAAAAUAAAAUUUGGAAUGGGUGAAAAUAUUUGGACAUUGAAAUAUUACGAAAUUGGUCUUUUGGCUUGUGGUUAUUGCAAUGACAAUAAAAGAAAUAUUGUUAGAGCUAUCGAAAGUAUUGGCGGUACUGUUUACAAUGAGUGUAAUCAGAAAUGUACCCAUUUUGUGACAAUGUGUAAUAGAGUAACGUCAAAAUUUGUUUUUGCUCUUAGUUCCGGUUUGCCAAUUACUGAUAAAUCAUACUGGCAAGCUUUCAUGUGUGCUGUCAAAAGUGAUGUGAAAUUACCAAAUCCACUUGAUUACACAGUAGCGAAUGAUAUUUUCAAAAACGAAUUUAAAGAUGUUGUAUUUUAUCCAGUCAAUGAAAGAAAAAAUUUAUUUGAUGGUUUAAAUUUUAUAUUUUUUAACGUACAGCAGUGUAAUAAUUAUGGAAUUAUUAUCAAAGCAGCUGGUGGAAGACCACAUAUUUAUCAUAAAUCUUCAUUUGAUCCUAGUGAACUUGUUGAGCCGGAUAUUAUUAUUAUCGAAUGUACUGAAACUAAACGAAAUACUGGAGUUGAGUUAAUAAGUGAUAGAGAAUAUGAUGAAAUGGAAUUAUUUCUUAGUAAAUCAAAAAAGAGAAUGAUUAAUUGUAAAGAAAUAAUAAGCGCUAUUUUAUUUUGCUCAAUUAAUAAAUAUUGUAACCCGAUGAUUAAAAGUUUAAAUAAAUAUUGGCGGGAAUCACCUAAGAAAAAAUCAAAUAAAGUUAGGGAAAAAAGUAAUGUAGUUAAUGAUAAAGUUCGUGAUGAUAAUGAUGGUAAUUUAAAUAAACGAAAGAAUUUAAAUAACUAUGCUGGGGAAGAUAAUUCAAAUGAUUCUGUUGUUAUUUGUGACAAACAAGAAAAUCAAAAUAAAUACAAGAAGCAGAUUAAUAACAAUAAUGACAAUAUUAAUCGAGAGCCAAAGUCUAGGAAUCUUGUUAAUGAAAAGCCGUGGAUUGAUACCAAGUCUUGUAAAAAUUCGGAUAAAUUAUCACAAUUAUCGUUACUCAAAUCUAAUAGUAAAAUAGCAGAUCGUCAGGAAGAAAAAAAACCAGAAGUUGGAGUUAGUAAAAUAUGUGAGCAGGUUAAUAAUAAUGUUCCCAAGACUCGUGAUGUUUGUGAUAAAUCAUCAACUAAAUCGUUGGAAAAUAAACAGAAUGAAGAUAAAAAAGUAAACAAUAAACGUAAGUUAGAUAAAAGGGAAGCGCAUGAGUCUUUGGAUAAAGAUAAUAAAAGAUUUAACUCUGGUAAAAAUACAUCUGAUGAUGAUAUUUUGGUAGUUGAUGAUUUGCGAGAUAAAAAUCAACACUCAGAUAAAAGUAAUUUAAAAAAUGCUAAUCGGUCUAAAGAUCCGGAAGUAUCUAGAGUAACAAAUGAUAAAACUACAGUACAAAAUGAUGAAAUUAUUAUUGACCAGACUGGAACUUCUGAAGCAGAUGAAAAAAUGGUUGUUGAUAAUUCAUUUGAUAGUAUUACUUCCGGACAAUUUAAAAAUUUUCUUCAUAAAACAAAUGGCAUGAAAUCAUCGACAGGGCAGUCAAAUAAAAAAGUUCAGUCUUGUAAAAAUAAAUCUCAUAAUUUGUGGGAUGAUGAAAAUCAAUACUUGGAGAAAAAUAAUUUAAAAAAUGCUAAUCAGUCUAAAGAUCCAGAAAUAUCUAGAGUAACGAAUGAUAAAACUCAAGUACAAAAUGAUGAAAUUGAUAUUGAAGAGGCUGGAACUUCUAAAGCACAUGAAGAAAUGAUUGUUGAUAAUUCAUUUGAUAGUAUUACUUCCGGACAAUUUAAAAAUUUUCUUAUAAAAACAGGUGGCAUGAAAUCAUCGAUAGGGCAGUUAAAUAAAAAAGUUCAGCCUUGUAAAAAUAAAUCUCAUAAUUUAUGGGAUGAUGAAAGUCAACACUUGGAGGAAAAUAAUUUAAAAAAUGCUAAUCAGUCUAAAAAUCCGGAAAUAUCUAGAGUAACGAAUGAUAAAACUCAAGUACAAAAUGAUGAUGACAUUGAUAUUGAAGAGGCUGGAACUCAAAAAGCAGAUGAAGAAAUGGUUGUUGAUAGUUCAUUUGAAAGUAUUACUUCUGGACAAUUUAAAAGUCUUACUGAUAAAACAAGUGGCAUUAAAUCACCAAAAGAAAAAAGAUAUAAUUUACGUUCAAAGAAAGAUGUAAAUGAAACAAAUUGUUCUCAAUUACCAACUAAUGCACAAUCUGUGUGUCUAAAUGAGAUGACUUCAAAUCAAAUUCAAAGGACUGAUCAUCGGGAAGCAAGUAAAGUUAGUCAAGAAAUAACUGAUAGUGAUAAGGAGUCAAAUUUGGAUGAAAAUGGCUUCGUAACAUUUACGAUUGAUAAUUAUUCUGAUGAAGACAUUAAAAAAAACCGGCAUGUAGAUUUAAGUCAACCUAGUUCGUCAGAUUCACCAGAUUAUCACGUUUAUGUAACUACUCAAGCUGAUGUUCAUUUAGUUCCUAACACAUCCAGUGAAAGAGAAGAAUCAUAUUCACCUUUUUUGGAAAGUCCAAUUGAUGAUGAUGAUGUUAUUCUUGGAGAAAAUAAUAUUAAACCUAAUUUUAAUCGCAGUAAUGAUAAUAAUUUACCAAAAUUUUUUUUUAAAUAGUUUGAAAAUUAUUUUUUUUAUUUUUUUACGAUUAAACCAUAAGAUUGUUAUGUUAUGAAUAUACAGAGAUAUAGAAUACAAUUAAAUUAAAAAUAUGCUUUUCUAUAAAUUAAUAAUGAUUAAAUAAAUUUAUUAUAACAGAAUCAAAAAAAAAAUCAAUAAUUUAAAAAUUAUCAUAAUUUUAUUAUUAGAAUUAAAGGCAAUGAUCUUG